AUGCCAUCUGUAUUACCAUCAGUAUUACCCACCAAGCCACCAUCUCCUAAAAAAUCUAUUACAUACAAAAGUCGUCUAUUGGAAGUCAACUCACAGCACAAGGUUUUUGUCUCAUUUGCUGAGGAAGGGCCAGAACUUUUUGCUGUCCAGCUUGUUAGUGAUGCAAAGAAACUACAGGACAUGAUGGAUGAGAUAAACAGAAGGCCACAUAGCAGUCUUACUGAACCACCAAUGAUAGGCACUGUAUGCCUUGGGAGAAUGUCAGGUGAUAGGAUCAUAUGCCGAGCAAUAGUUAUGAAUCUCUCUGGCUCUCAAUGCAAACUGUUCUUUGUUGAUUUUGGUGACACAGAGAUGGUAUCAUAUUAUGACAUUUUUGAUAUACCAGAAGAGUUUGUGAAACCAAAUGUGUUUGCUAUGAGAUUUUGUUUAUCCGGAGUGAAGAAGUUGGAAAAGGGUCCACAUUUGAAUGAGACUUUCAAGCAGCUUGUUAAUGGCAAGGUCCUUACCCUGAAAGUGGUCGCACCUGAAGGACCUCCUCUUAUUCAAUAUGGUGAGCUGUUUUUGGACAACAAGAAUAUCCUCGACUUGCUAUUGGCAAAUAUGAAAGAUCAGUUGCAGUUUAAAUGGAUGGAAAUGUUACCUCUAAACAGCAAGAAAUCUGUACUUGUUUCAUAUGUAGACAGUUGCAUUAAGUUCUAUGUGCAGCUUUCUGAUAAGAUUGAUGAAUUGAAUGCAGUCAUGGAUGCUGUCAAAGUGCACUGUGAGAGUAGAACGUCCCCCGGUGAGCUACCAGUAGGCGCUGCUUGUUGUGCCCGAUUCCCUGAUGAUGAUAAUUGGUACAGAGCACGAGUUCGAGAUACAAAAGGGAACAAAGUUGUUGUAGCAUAUGUCGACUAUGGAAAUGAGCAAGAAGUUGAUAUUUCAGACUUGAGAACUAUUACUCCUGAUUUAAUUAGGUUACCAGCACAAGCAUUGAAGUGUGCUCUAAAAGGAUUUGAAAAUAAACCAGUUGAAACAAAGACAUCAAACCAGUUGGAAAUGCUAGCUUUAGAGAAGACUCUAAUGGCUCAUAUAGUUGGUGUACUCUCCAGUGAUACCAUGCUGGUUACGUUAGUGGAUGAUACAGUUUCACCACCACUGGAUGUUGCCAGGAGAAUGAAUCAACUUUCACAGCCAAGGAACAUUGAGGCUAAAGCGGUAACGCCGGUCCGCAAAGAAGCGUCGGAUACCAUCAGCUCCCCAGAAAGCGUUACGGACGACGGCAAAAGGAAGAGUUUUCGCCGCGAGAAGAGUUUCAGGGACGAGCGCCGGCCGCCUAGGGAGGGCAACGAGGAGUUCGGCCAACGAGGCGGCAGCUUUAGGGGCAGCAGGGAAUAUAAGGAAGGUUUCGACAGGGCGGCGCCGGGACGCCACAGUGACAAGUUCGGCGGGAAACCCGAUCGCGGUGACAGGCGUGGUGGUAAGCCGAGGGAGAACCAUUACGCGCCACCGGCAAGCCAAACUCCCACCGACGACAAUUGGGAUGAAACGGCCCCAUCCACACAGGCGACUUUCCAGGCCCCACAGCCGCGGGCAAACAACAGAGAGCAUCAUCAGCGAAGAAAGCCUAGGCCGGAGCAGGAGAAGAGCUCCAAGCCCUCGUGGAAGGGCAAAGAGUCUGGCGUGGGGAAGCGGCUGAAGCAGGCCGCCGAAGCGGCCUCAAUGGAGGCGCAGGGGUCCCGACAAACCGGCGCCUCGAUACAGGAUCGCCUUCGACGCGACAAUCAGGAGGAGGGUGAGGACAGGAGCAGGCAGAGAGAGAACCGACGCGACAACCGCGGCGACAGACGCGACAACUGGGGCGACAAGAAAGAGAACAAUUGGGGUGACAGGAAGGAGAACAGUUGGGGCGACAAGAAGGAGAACAGCUGGGGUGAUAGGAAGGAGAACAGCUAUGGCGAAAAGAGAGAGGGGUGGUCGCAGAAGAGGGAGUCACGGGGAACGGAACGGGGGAGGCCGAGGGGCAACUUCACCCCGAGGGAGAGGGCGGAGAAGCAGGACCGAUACGGGUCCGACAGCGACCGGAGAUCGGACAAGAGUUUCCGUUCCCAGGACAGCGGCAGGGAGCGCGGCGGGCGCGCCACGUCGGCCAGGCGCGGCCGGUUCGCGCCGCCCCAGCACAGGGAGCUGCCCGAGCCGGUCCCGCUGGACACGCCCUUCGAGGAGCCCGCCAUCGAGCCGAACGCCCAGCACGAGGUCUCCGUCACGUGGAUCAUAUCGCCCGGCAACUUCUACACGCAGAUCCUCUCCUCGCAGCCCAAGUUCCUCGAGAUGAUGCACUCCAUACCGGAGCUCUACAAGGGCGUGAGGCCGUACUCGGGCGUUGUACCGGCCGGCGCCACCGUGCUCGCCCGCUACCCAGCCGACGGCGUGCUCUACCGGGCGACGGUCGUCUCGCCGCAGCCGCUCUCCAAGUACAUAGUGCGCUACGUGGACUUCGGCAACAAGCAGCUGGUGGACGCGAGGGACAUCUGGCAGAUGGACAGGAGCCUGCUGGCGCUGCCCCGGAUGGCGGUGCACUGCUCGCUGCUGGGCGUCGCGCCGAAGGACGGCGAGUGGAAGGCGGACCCAGAGGUCGAUCUCUGCUUCAACGCGCCCAGAUACCAGUGCGUGUUCCAGGAUUGCGUCGAGGGCCAGCACGCGGUCUCGCUGUGGAACAACGGGCUCAGCGUCGCCGACACGCUGGUGGAGAAGCAGCUGGCGGUGCCCUCCGAGCACCAGGCGUCGGUCGCGUUGAAAGACGAAGCGAUCGACCUCACGAUAAUCGUCGGGCAACAGAUAUUGUGUCGAGUGACGCACGUGGAGUCCUUUGAGAAAUUCUAUAUACAGUUGGACUUGGAUAAAGCGGCACUCGUAGAGAGCGCCGUUGCGAGCUUUGACGCCGAAAAACUCACUCCAUUAGGCGCGGACAGUCUCGUGGAAGGCAUCCAUUGCACUUUGAAGCACGAGGGAAAAAUAUAUCGCGCCAUAAUAAAUGAUAUCUCCGACAAAAAUGACAUUCUUGCUGUGCUGCCAGACUACGGAAACUCUAUUACCACGUCAAUCGAGAAUCUAAUGAUACUGCCAACGGAGCUCAGUGUUUACUACUACCAAUCCCUAGAGUGUUGUCUCAAUAAUUACACCCCUCAGUCGGAAACUCUCCUCUCCAUUGAGAAAUUAAAAGCUAAACUUACGGGCAACAAAUUCAUUAUUUACAUCAACAACGUCGAAGGGAUAAGGCUCGUGACGACACUGUACGACCCAAAAUCCGGUCAGAAGGUAGCCAUCUUUGAGCCCGACGAUGGCGCCUACGACGAGGUGGUACCGCUGUGCACUAGAUCAGUUUUCAACUACAACUUCGGCAUGGGCUACAUAUCCCAUUUGGAGAAUCUGAACGAGUUCUACCUGCAGAGAUCCUCGGACAGCGAGAAAAUCGCUCUGUUGCUGGAGACGCUCUAUAAGUUCUAUGAGGAGGGUGAGCCGGAAUCUCUGUCGGAAUUCGAGGCGGACACAUUGUGUGCGGCGAAAUCUUCUGACGGCAACUGGUACCGGGCUACCAUAAUCAGCACGAGCGAGGAUGACGCGAAAGUGCAGUUCACCGAUUACGGCAACACGGAAACACUGCCGAAGGCCGAGUUGAAGAAACUAGACCCGCGGUUCUACGAGCCGUGCGCUUUGGCUCUAGUGGCGAGCCUGGGCCUGGUCGCCCUGCAGGACGAUACUCUACAAAAGCUCAGCGAAUGGACCGCCGACAAAGAGGUGCAAGUGACGCUCGCUUUCGGCGACGACGGAUGGCUCGCCAGUUUGCACCUGGACGGCGUGGACCUAUCUAUGAAGUUGGUCAACGAGAACCUCGCCACCCCACGUAUUAAUACGCCCGAAGAACCGAAAAUCGAAUCGACGACCGACGAGCCGAUCUCAAUUCCCCAAGGUUGCAUUCAAGUGUACAUAAGCCAUAUCGACACGCCUGGUCACUUCUGGUUACAGAUGUUAGAUAAGAUUGAAGGAUUAGACAAAAUCCAAGCCGAACUCCGCGAGAACGGUGACACUUAUCCCGAUAUUGAUAAUCGCGAAUUGGGCACGAUAUGCGUCGCAAAAUAUUUGGCUAACGACCAAUGGUAUCGGGCUGAAAUACUCGAUUCCGAUUCUGACAUCACGACCGUUCGCUUUAUUGACUAUGGCAACACGGAUGUCUUGGACAAUCAGCCCGGUUUAAUAAAGGAGAUGCCUGCCCAUUUGAAGGACGUCGAACGCAUCGCUAUCAAAUCGAGCGUCAACGCCAUACCAACGGGCACGGGCCAAUGGUCCGAGCCUGCGUCUGAUUACUUCACGAAACUAGUCGGCGAUCUCUCCGCGCCGGUGGACGUGCUGGUCGUGCUCAAAGACAUCAUGACUUACGUGGACAUUUUCGUUAACGGUCAAAACCUGACCGACAAACUGGUAUCGGAGGGCCACGCUACCAGAUCGGAGGAACCGGAAUGCGGCGAUUUGCCGUCAUGCUUCGCCAGCCACGUCAACACGCCGUCGGAGUUCUGGAUUCAGCUAGAGACGGCGACGGCCGAUUUGCAAGCGAUGGAGGCCGCCAUGGUGGACGCCGAAAACUUCCCGGAGCUCAGCGAUCGCGAGGAGGGAGUCAUCUGCGCGGCCAAGUAUCCAGAAGACGGCGCUUGGUACCGGGCCCAAGUGAUCGUCGACGGAUCGGAGGGGACCGAGGUGCUGUUCAUGGACUACGGUAACGCGUCAAUGGCCAGCGAACUGCGAAGCCUGCCCGACGAGCUCAAGAUAAAACCGGCGCUGUCCAGAAAGUGCGCCCUGCAGAAACCGCGCGACGUCAAGUCCUGGUCGCGCAAGUCCGAAAUCAAAUUCAACGAGCUUGCCGCUGAAGGCGCGACCAUUUUCAAUGUACAAUUCAUUGCCGCCGGCGACAUCUCCAUCGUUGAGCUGUACCUCGACGGGAAAUCUGUGACCGAAGAGCUCGUUGGUUUGUGCGAUGAGGUCCCGAGUACAGAGCGGCCGACACCAGUCGGUCAAGAUUUGCACAGUAGCGGCAAGAUAUGCUAUGUGAACUCCGUGGACGAAUUCUACGUGCAACUCGACGAGUCUGCAUCCGUUCUUGAGAAGGUGACGCAAGAAUUGUGUGGUAGCUCGCAGUUUGAUCAGGUUUCCGAUUUGAAGGUCGGCUCCGUUUGCGCUGCAUUCUGGGCUGAUGAUGAACAAUGGUACCGGGCAAAGAUUUUAGAGUUUUGUGAUAUAGGCUAUCAUGUACAGUUUAUAGAUUACGGUAAUAAAGCCAAAUGUGAAGAGUUUAAACAACUGCCCGAGAACCUAAGCGUCAUCGAGCCAUUAGCAAAGUGUUGUCGACUAGCAGGAUUAAAUGACGCUAAUAAUUCAAGUGAACACGCGAAAGCGAAACUUGAUGAAUUAGCUUCACAUGAUUCAACAACAUUCCAAAUAGAGUUUUUAGAUAGCAUAAAGGAACCAACUCUGGUUAAACUGUUACUAAACGGUGAAGAUAUUUGUUCUAUAAUAUUAUCAGAAAGCAAAUUUGAAGAGAAUAAUGAUAUGAGUGAUAAUAUUGAACAGAAAUCUAAUUAUAUACCAGAAGAGAAUCAAAUGAAAACAGAAGACAACUCUAAAGAAAGUGUUGAACCUGAAAAGUUCAAUAAAUCUCAGGAUGAUCUUGAUGUUAGCAUAGAAAGUAACCAUACCGUUAUAGAAAACAAAUCACUUGAAGCUGAUAGUGAACAAAGUGAACUAACUGAAAGUGAUACAUCAAUACAGAAAACUGAAGCGCAUCUUGACAUAAUUGAGAACUCCAAUGAAACUUUAAAAUCCGAAAAUGAUAAGCCAUCCAAUAUAGUUAAGAUUGAUCAUGACACAUCUAAUGAAACCUUGCCACCUGUGAAUCAAACGGAAAUAAAGGAGGAUGAAGUGGCACUAGAAAAGUUGGAAACAAAAAGCAGUGAA
This is a messenger RNA of Iphiclides podalirius (scarce swallowtail), 5985 nucleotides long. The record is from the annotation of a GenBank genome assembly. NCBI's taxonomy places the organism in Eukaryota, Metazoa, Arthropoda, Insecta, Lepidoptera, Papilionidae.